Molecule: messenger RNA, 3043 nt
Organism: Manduca sexta (tobacco hornworm)
Lineage: Eukaryota; Metazoa; Arthropoda; Insecta; Lepidoptera; Sphingidae
Biological process (GO): protein autoprocessing; positive regulation of DNA-templated transcription
Cellular component (GO): nucleus; endoplasmic reticulum membrane
Molecular function (GO): sequence-specific DNA binding; DNA-binding transcription factor activity
Source: RefSeq, a predicted model, not a curated record
GUAGAAAAAAAUCAAGUUAGUUCAGUGACGUUUCUAGUGUUUUUGUGUUGUGUGUGUGAAUAAAAGAGUUUUUAUGUACAUAUUCGUUUAUAAAAAAGGAUAUAUUCGGUACACACACGUCGCAUAUUGUGAUACAACGUUUAAAACAGUUUAUAAAGUGUACCGUGACAUAUAUUAGCACAUAGUGAUUGUCAUAGUUGUCGACGGGUGAAUGAAAUCUAUGAAUCUAUCAUAAAAACACGGAAAAAAAUGUGCAAACGGUGACACUGUCAGUCAUAUCCGAACCAUACGUGUGUAAUUAUGUAUCUAUGUGUGUUUAACUUUAGAAAAAUACGUACAAAAGUUUCAAAAUAGUGUCAAAGAAAUGGGUGACAGGUUGAUACAACCAUUCAAAGUAAAAACAAAAACAUUCGACGCUAAAGUGUUUCUUAGAAAAUGGAUAUGAUCGCAGACCUUUCUGUACUAAGUCCAGGGCCAAUUAUCGAGGACUUAGACUUCGAGGCGUAUAUGGGCCCGGUCGGCGACAGCUGCUAUCCGCCGCAGAUCGACACGCGCAGGAAUGGAGGCCACCAACUGCCAGAGAGUCCGCCGGACUCGGGCUCGGAGAACCCGUACAGCCCAUCAGACCCUCAGCCCCACACCAUCACUGUACCCCAGACGGUCCUCAGCUCCGAGUACAUGCUCGUACACGACCACAUACCGCCCCACGAGAUACUCCAGCAGAACGGGGAGUACAUCUACGAAGAACUUAAAUCAGACAACAUAGAGAACAAUUUGGGUGAAGUUGUUGUGUUACCCCAAGAUGGGAUAGUCGAUUUGGGCAUGAGGCAAGUCCGCCAUGAUAUAAUCGAUCCUAUGUACCAAAAUAGGUACGGGAUGAGGGUGGACAUGCCGGAGUUGGAGGCGAUGGGGUCGCAGCUGGUGUCCUUGGGACAGGAGACGAUUGCUCCUGUCUACCCUGUGCAGGAGAGCAGCGGUAAGAAGAGGAAGCUGGAUAGCAAUUCGCAAGUGAAAUGUGAGCCAGCGGCACUGUCACCGGAGAGCACGACCCACGUGGCCAGGGCCCCUCCAUCAGUGGACGGAUCCGAGGCGGGAGACGACGCCCCCCUCCAGUGCAUCAGAUUCGCCCCCUUCCAGCAAACCGCUUGGCACAUGCUGUAUGAUGGGAAUUUGAAGCCGUUACAAACGCCCUCAUACGUGGUUGGAGCGGAUAAAGGGUUCAACUACUCACAAAUAGACGAGGCGUUCGUCUGCCAGAAGAAGAACCAUUUCCAGGUGACCUGCCAGAUCCAGGUGCAGGGGGAUCCUCAUUAUGUGAAGACUACAGACGGGUUCAAGAAGAUAAAUAACUUCUGUCUACAUUUUUAUGGAGUCAAGGCUGAAGACCCCAGUCAAGAAGUAAGAGUAGAGCAGAGUCAAUCGGACAGAACAAAGAAACCAUUUCAUCCAGUGCCCGUGGAAAUCCGUCGAGAAGGCGCUAAAGUCACCGUUGGGAGGCUACACUUCGCCGAAACCACAAAUAAUAACAUGAGGAAGAAGGGCAGGCCGAAUCCAGACCAACGACACUUUCAACUGGUGGUGGCAUUGAAGGCGCACUCCUCGCAUGCCGAUCACAUGGUUGUGGCGCAUGCGAGCGACCGGAUCAUCGUUAGGGCUUCAAACCCUGGACAGUUUGAAUCCGACUGCUCUGAGAGCUGGUGGCAGCGAGGAGUAUCGGAGAACAGCGUCCACUUCAACGGUAGAGUCGGCAUCAACACGGACAGGCCGGACGAGUCUUGUGUUGUUAACGGUAACCUGAAAGUAAUGGGGCACAUACUGCAUCCAUCAGACGCGAGGGCCAAACACAACAUCGAGGAGCUAGACACUGCGCAGCAGUUGCGAAAUGUGCAGAGCAUACGGGUUGUCAAGUUCGCGUACGACGCGACGUUCGCGGCGCACUCGGGGCUGCUGGGCUACGACCCGCGCGGCGCGGCGCCGGCGCGCGACACGGGCGUGCUGGCGCAGGAGCUGCGCGCCGUGCUGCCCGACGCCGUCAAGGAGGCGGGCGACGUCACGCUGCCCAACGGAGACACCAUACCCAAGUUCCUCGUCGUCAACAAGGACCGCAUCUUCAUGGAGAACCUCGGCGCUGUGAAGGAAUUGUGCAAAGUGACGGGCAACCUGGAGUCCCGCAUUGAUCAAUUAGAAAAAAUCAAUAAGAAGCUCUGCAAAAUCAGCGUGUUACAAAGACGUGAUAGCUCUCGGUCUAGUGUCAGCAAUGAUUCCCGUUACUCCGCCAUGUCAAACUCCUCAAAAUCCCUGUACAACGACAACGUGUCCAUUGACCAAAUUAGAGACAUCGCGCGCAGCAUUCGAAAGCACGAGUGUUGCCACAAAAUGAACCACAACUCCCCGAAAUACACGCGAAAACAGUGCAAGAACUGCCACGGAAACUACUCGAAAUACGGGAAAUAUUACAACUACAAUAAAACAUGUGUCAGAUAUCAUUCCAAAAAGCCGGAGAAUCUGGAAAAUUUAGACAAUCCAAAUUAUGUUGACACGAAAGAGUUGCCAGAAGAGAAUUUUAGCACUUUAUCGAAGAAGAAAGACACUUGUCUAUGGUUGAGGAGCGACGAUGAUUUCUCGUAUGGCAACAGUAAACUGCGGUUCUGUUGCCGCAAAGACUACGGGGAUGCCAGUAGUGAAUUGAUAUCGAAUAAAUUCUUACAAAUUGUCAUCACUAUAUUGAUUUUCAUCAUGGCUGUUUGUCUCGUGGUGAUGUCGGCGCUAUACUUCAGAGAGCAUCAGGAGUUGAUAUCAAUGAAAGAGUUUCGAAUGCACGACAAAUUAUCGACCUACCCGCAUUACAGUAAAAUCAACGGAGCACCGCCUGACCACAAUCAUAUACAAAAUUUGAAACCGUCACAACAAACUAAAAAAUCUGUCAAAGAGAAAGGUCCGCACAAAACAACAACGGAGUUCACGACCACAGCGCCCACGGAACCUUUGCACACUGCUUCCACGACAAUACACCCCACCAGGAAUUACGUCAGCAAUCUUAUAA